CUUCCGCACGCUGGUCACGCGGUCCGCUGUUGACACUUCCGGGUGAGACCGAGUGAGGCGGCGGGGUAGGGGCUGGCGCUCAGGCGGCGACCAUGGCGUAUCAUGGCCUCACGGUGCCUCUCAUUGUGAUGAGCGUGUUCUGGGGCUUCGUCGGCUUCUUGGUGCCUUGGUUCAUCCCUAAAGGUCCUAACCGGGGAGUUAUCAUUACCAUGUUGGUGACCUGUUCAGUUUGCUGCUAUCUCUUUUGGCUAAUUGCAAUUCUGGCCCAACUCAACCCUCUCUUUGGACCACAGUUGAAAAACGAAACCAUCUGGUAUCUGAAGCAUCAUUGGCCUUGAGGAGGAAGGUCUCAAGAAGAAAAUGCCAUCUAGAUGCAAAAUCACCUCCAAACCAGACCACUUUUCUUGACUUGCCUACUUUGGGCAUCAGCUGCCUUAAACAUUAACACCACAUUUGAAUGCCUUAUUCUACAAUCCAGUGUGUUUUCCUUCACCUUUUUUACACUUUGGUGAAUUAUGUGCCUACUUAACUUGAACUGUGUCGACUCCACAAAAUGAUUAUGCACUUUUCUGAGACAAAAGAUGCUGUUCUUCUGAGAGAUCCGUUACUCUCUCCUUGGAAUCUGUGGAUUUGAAGAUGGCUCCUGCCUGCUCAUAUGGGAAUCAGUGAAGUGUUUAGAAACUGCUGCAAGACAAACAAGCCUCCAGUGGGGUGGUCAGUAGGAGAAGCACGUUCAGAGGGAAGAGCCAUCUCGACAGAAUCACAUCAGACUCUGUUUUCAGGAUGGAUUUCUUAUUUCUGCCAUCUUUUGGAAUAAAUAUUUUUUCCCUUUCUAUGGAAAUCUGAGUUCAGUGUUUGUAAAGUUCAUUUUUAUAAACUUUUCUAUUGCUACAUAAUGCCUUUUAAAAAAUAAUUUUGUAGUCUAAACGUAGGUUGGAUAUAUAAACCCUACCAUGUAGUUUGAGAUGCCUGAAAAGACUGGUAAGUGCUUUUUUUAAGCAUUCAGUAACCAUUUAAGUGCCUACUGUAGCCAAGGCACUGGAGAGAUGAAAGAUGUGUACGUUGGAGUCCCUGCAAGUUCACAAGCUAUUUGGAGAGAUAUGAUUAGUUUACAUAGAGCUGUAUAUAAGGCUGUGUUUGAACUUUGUCCUUGAAAGUGGUAACAUGGUGAGCAGGUCAAGGAUAUCUGCUAACCAUAGAACAAGGCAGCAAAUGUUGCUGAGAUGGAACCAUCACAGCCUCAGACACAGGACUGAAGAAGUCAAGA
Molecule: messenger RNA, 1267 nt
Organism: Sapajus apella (tufted capuchin)
Lineage: Eukaryota; Metazoa; Chordata; Mammalia; Primates; Cebidae
Gene: ATP6V0E1
Product: ATPase H+ transporting V0 subunit e1
Exons: 4
Coding region: 93-338 (81 amino acids)
Biological process (GO): proton transmembrane transport
Cellular component (GO): proton-transporting V-type ATPase, V0 domain
Molecular function (GO): proton-transporting ATPase activity, rotational mechanism
Source: RefSeq, a predicted model, not a curated record